Messenger RNA from Drosophila grimshawi, 6802 nucleotides. RefSeq lists its product as uncharacterized. The record is from RefSeq and is a predicted model, not a curated record. The coding region runs from base 484 to 6570 and encodes 2028 amino acids. Gene Ontology annotation, molecular function: G protein-coupled receptor activity. Lineage: Eukaryota; Metazoa; Arthropoda; Insecta; Diptera; Drosophilidae. The transcript is spliced from 21 exons. Gene Ontology annotation, cellular component: membrane.
GUGUGUGUGUGUGUAAGUUUGGGUUUGGGUUUGGGUGUGUGCGGGCGUGUGUGCGAGUUUGACUUUUCGUGGUGUCCACAGUGAACCGGGUACUUCAUAAUUACAGUUGCUUCUAUUUAAAUUUCUCUGGCGGUGCGCCUCAGCAAAAGCAGGAAUAGCAACAGCAAACAGGAGGGAAAUAGCACGACAAUUGUAAUUUGGCGUCGGUAUACGGAACGUAUUCGUAACGUGCUCUACAUUGGCAGCAUAUAUGGCAUAUACUUAAUAGUCCAACAGGAAGCCACAGAAAAUACUCCCGCUGAAUGCCAACAUGAUUGACGUGUGCCUAAAGCCAAUGAGUGACUGUGAAGGAGCAAGUGCGAUUAGUGAACGUGCUCAACGCAGAUCGUCAGUGGCCAAAUGAUAAGGCAACCAGACAGCAGCCAGCUGAAGGAAUCACAGUAAAAGCGCGAGAGAAUUGAAAACAAAAGAAACAAGUCUCAAAUGUCGCUGCUGACAACCGUCAGAUUGUUUUCAACGACAUUGCUGCUGUUUAUGCUGCUGUUGCCAGUGGCAACAUUGUUAAGAAGUCAACAACAAGAACAGCAACAACAACCAUAUGCUCGCCAUAGGCGCGAGAACCAUGCGGAUCAGAAAUUCUCGCUGCCAGCGGUGCCGCUGCCACCUCCGCCGCCCUUCCCGGCGGCAAAGCAUAACUUUGCCCUUAAUGCAUUUGCCAUUGGCGAGCAUGCAGUCGGCUCCAGCUCCAGCUACAGCUCCAUCUCCAGUCCUGGUUCCAGUUCCAGUUCCUCCUCAUCGGGCUGUGGUGGUCUAUUUAAUUCACGCUAUGGCCUAAUUCAAACACCAAAUUUCCCACAUCGUUUCGCCACGCCCAUCGAAUGCGUUUGGAUAAUCGACGCCUCCGAGCUACCAGCUGCUCAGGGAAAUAUCUCGAUUGUGGUCUACCUGACGCAGCUCUAUGUGCUGGGCGGGCUCAAGUUCACCGAGUACAUGUACUACUCGGAUGACUUCAAGGUGCCCGCCCAUCGCGUCUUCGCCCUCAACGAGGACGACGUGACGCAGGUCACCUGGUUGCAGUUCAACAGCCAGUAUCUGGAGAUACGCUUCACCAUGUCCACGCUGGAUGGCACACAUCUGCGGGCUCUCGACCGUCUGCUCGACGUCUACGGCUUCAAUAUCACAUACGAGGUGACGCACGAGGUGAAGACCACACAGUGCAAUACUCUGCAAUGUCGCUUCCUUGGCGAUUGCUAUGCCAGUGCGGAUUAUAGCUCUUAUGGUUGCGCCUGUUUCGCCGGCUUCAGUGGCACGGAUUGUGGGCAUGGUCCCCUCUGCACGGAUGCGCACACAAAUAUUUGCCAAAAUGGUGGCACAUGCAAGCACAUUGGCGAUGCGGCAAUAACCUGCCACUGUACAACGGGCUACAAAGGCACCAAAUGUGAAAUUCCCGAAAUAAUCGAGUCAACCCAGGGAUGCAUUGGAAAUGCCAGUGCAAGUAAUUGCCAUCGUGCAUGCGAAUUCGACAACAACAACGGCAAUUUUGGUUCCAGUUCCAUUCUCAGCGGCAGUUCCGGCUAUUUCAACGUGAGAAGCAAUCGAAAUGCGGCACGUAGUGGCAAGACGCGCUACGAGGUGACCAUGCGACUGGGUGCCAAUCUCACCGGAUACUAUCGCAAUUCGGAGCGUGAACAGUUGGCUGGCGUCAUGGAACGACAGUUGACACGCGUCUUACGCAACUUCAAUAUAACAAAAAUAAGCGAUCUGGAAUUAAUUUCCAAUACCACCGAUCGCUUGGAUAUAACAUUUCAUUUCUUUGGCAUCAAAGGCGAUUCGCAGCGCAUUCGGGAGGCCAUCACUCGAAUGGUGGAACGUGGACGUAUUGGAAACUUUACACUUGUCUCAAAUUUUCAUCAUUUUGACGAGAACCCACCGCUAAAUAUGUUGGACCUGAGCGUCAAUCAACCGCAUGCAGCGGUACGCGAGGACAGCGAAUUCAUCAUAUCCUGCACCGCCCAGGGCUCAUCACGCAUGCAGUUCCAGUGGUUCAAAGAUGGCGCCGCUGUAAACGCCACCAAGGCAACGAGAGAAAUCUGGACGACUGUGCUGCCACCGGAAACAAAAGAUGUCUACACGGCCAUUUUGGGCGUAACCAAAGCGAGUCGCAUUGAUGAGGGUGUCUACAGUUGUAAGGUCACCGAUUGGGGCGUGGAGCAGUGUCGCUCCCUGCACAUCCACAUCAAAUCGCCACCACGUUUACGCGUGGAUCCGGCGAGCGUGACGCUGCAACGCGGGGAUUCUCUGCGAGUGCGGUGUCUCUCGCCGGGCAACGAUGAUAUCAAGCGAUAUGCCCAGCUGGGCUAUAGUUGGACGCGGAAUGGGGUGCUCUUUCAGUCGGAUGCAGCGACAGCCAUGUGGGAGGAUCUCUAUCCAGAUGGCAGCAUUCUAAAGAUCAACAACAUUCAAAAGUCUGCAGAGUAUGCCUGCCUCGUGUCCAACAGUGUGCGUCCCGUCUCCAAGAGUGUCUACAUCAAUGUCAUCGAACGCAACGCCAUCCACGUUUGCACAUCCGAGUCCAGCUAUGGCGUCCACUGGCCCACCAGUGCACCCGGCUCACCAAUCAUCACUGACUGCCCCCGUGGCUUUGAGGGUCACUCGCGACGCAUCUGCGAGCAGCGGGAUGCAGGCAACUCCAGCUGGCUGCUGCCCGACUUCUCGAGCUGUGUGCGCGAUGAACUGUUGCUCAUCUACAACAGAUUCCGGGCACUCAGUGCAGGGUUUCAGCAGACCAACUCGUCGAAUAUACUAAAAGCUUGCUUUGAGUACACGCUCCAGCGACGCCAUAGCUUUCUGCCGGGCGAAGCGAGCUUCCUCAUAGACAUGCUGCACGAGCUCGACACCUAUUUGCAACUGAAAGGCACACAAUUGGAGCGUGAAAUGGCUGCCGAGAUAAUACUGCGCAUUCUAGAUAAAGUCAUGCAGAAUGCGCAAUCUUUGAACAGUCAACAGCAAAUUAAAAAGUUGCAGCUUUUAACGCAAUCUGCGGCGCUGAACCGCGAGACAAUUGCGGCUUCGCAAUUGGCCACAUCGACAGGCAGCAGCAGUGGCAGCCAAGCGACAUCCUCGGCAGCGGCUGCUGACAGUUCGACAACUUUGACCACACAGGACAGAAGCAGCAGCAGCAGCAGAGGCAGUAACGGCGGCAGCAGUGGCAGAGGUAAUGGAAAUGGAAAUGAAAAUAGCGAGGCAGGCAUCGCUAUCGGCGGCGCUGCAGGUAAAUUGCAGGCCAAUCGAGUCAGUGGCAUGACCAUUGGAGACGCUGGCGGUGGUGCAGGGACGGGUGGUGCUGGUGCCGCAAGUAUUUUGACAGUCGAUGAGGACACAUUGUCGCUGGAUCGCCUCAAUUCACUGCGCAUUUAUAUGACCUCAGUGAAAACUUUGCCCUUCAAUUUACGCAUUUAUGGCGACGACUUAUUUUCGGAUCAACUUUAUAUGGACAUUGGACUGUCCACUCGUCUGCUGCAUAUCAUGGCCAAUUCGACAAUAUUCGCUUCUGUGAUCUCCUAUAAGAAUCUGAAAAGUUUUCUGCCAAAAACUUACUACACGCGUGGCAGUGAUCCCAAGGACUCGGACUAUGUGCUUGCCUCACGCAUUAUACAAACCUGGUUGUUUCAAUCGAACCGCUCGAAUGACAACUUUCGAGAGCCUCUUGAUCUGUCCUUUGAGGCCGGCCAUGUGGAGAUCAUCUUCCAGCAUGAAAGUGUACCAAAAUCUGGUGACUGGGUAGCCGUCUGUGGUCAUGACUACAAAGCUUCCUUUGACUCGACAUGGCGCUCGGAUCUGUGCAUCACAAAGCAUCUCAUGGAAAACAUAACUCGAUGCAUUUGUCCACUUUCCGGCACCUAUGUGGUCAUGCUGACCAAGAGGCAGCUGCAUUCCACGCAGUCGCAUGCCUCACAGCGGCCAAUUUUUGUGAUCGUCAGCUGCGCGUGCUGCCUCCUCCAAUGCUGCUCCGCUUUCCUCAUCCUACUGCCCAUCUGGUGCAACCGCAAGUGUGCCGUGACCUUCCUCAAGAUGCAGUUCUGCAUUUCCACGUCGAGUGUGAUGCUCAUCUACUUGCUGGGUUUCAUGAAAAUGCUGCCAACGAACUGGCAUGCCAUAAUCAGCAGCACACUGGCAUCGCUCCUUCUGCUGUGCAUCUCCACGCUGAUUGCCGUUGCGUUGGUGAUACACACGGAACUGGUGCCGAAGAAGUAUCUGCAAAUCGCUGCCAAGCCCGCCACGCCAACCAAGCCGAAUAAACGCCGCGAAAGUCUAAGUAACAUUACGCAAAUCACAUCCCAGUCCCCCGAGACGACAGCCGUGAGGAGCGGCGGAAGGGGCAACCGGAAUCCAACGCCGGCCAACCACUCCAACAACUGCAGCAGCUCACGCUCCUUAGCCCUUCAGAGCGGCUCAGCGGGUAUACGCGGAGCCAUUGGCAUUAGUUGGCUGCUGCCGCUGCUGUUUGCGAUUGCUGCGCCUCUCAUCUGCAGCAUCAUUGGCAAGUGGCCGCGUCACUGGUGGCUGGAAUUACUCACCACCCGACUUCCGUUGGAUGCCGCCAGCGAUUCGAGCAGCGCCAGCAGCGGCAGCGAUACGGAUGAAAUGGAGUCCACAGAGUACGAUGCUGGUAUUUACUAUGCAACGCACACGCUACUCAAUGGCGAUAAUUUACUGCUCGAAUCGGAGGCGCUGCUGGGCAAUGCAACGGCCAGGCGGCGGCCGGCGCUAACUCAAACCUCAUCAAUGAGCAGCACCAGCAAUAAUGUGGCCACAUCAGCAACAUCAAUCACAGACAGCAGCAGCAAUAGUAGCUCCUCUUCGAACUCUUCGGCUGCUGUGACAGCUGCGGCCUUAACUUGGCCGCAACAACAGCAGCAGGAGCAGCAGCUGGCUGGCGCUUGGAAUCGUCGCGCAUCUGCCUCUGGACAUGCUCGGGCAGAGGCAUUCACAUCCGGCUUGGGCGGGACGUCGACGGCGACGUCAACAGCGACGCCCUCGCUGAGUUUCAUCCUGUUCGUUUGCAUUGAUCUGCUUUUCAUUCUGCUCUUCUUUGUGCUGUUUGUCAUUUUAAUGAAAAAACUUUUGUGGCUGUGGCACAAGAAUCGAAAUGUGCACGCACAUCCGCUGGACAAAUUCAAUAUGGCGCUGCGCAGACGACUUGGAUUACUUUAUCGGACAGGCGGUUUGCUGCUCAUAAAACUCUGCAGCGAUGGAUGCUUCAUAAUCUUCGUUAAUUCCACGCCGGAUACUUUGUGGGCAUAUCCGUUUGGCAUAUCGUGCAUAAUAUUGGGCUUUGGCAUACUGUUUUGUUUUGUGAUUAAGGCCGAGAGCCAGCUGCGUGGACCACCCUUCCUGAGUAGCAAUGGCAGCAGUCAGAGCAGCUCGCUGAAGCAAACCAAAUUCAAUACGAGCAAAACUAGCCUGGAUGAGAACUACUGCACGACGACAACGGCCAGCAUCAAUAGUCCACUGAGCUUCUAUACCAAUCAUGACAAGGAGAAGGAGAGCGAAUGCAUGGCAACAUCAGCAGUAGCAGCAACUGGAGCAGGCGCAGGGGUAACUGGGGUAAUCUCUACGGGGUCUGCACCGCUGCAACAGAAGCAAGGACUCGAACUGUCAGCGGCAACUGGAACAGGAGCAGGAACAGGAAUCGGUGGGGGAGUGCAGCUGCCGUUGACAAUCAUCUCGACGGCGCCACGAUGCCAAGCUGCCGUUGUCAGUACAGCAGAAACGCUACUAAGUGGACAUCCGCAUCCACAUCAACAUCAGCAGAUGCCGCUGACUGUGGCAGCCUCGCCAGCCACACGCUGCUGUGCACUGCUCAGCGGCGGCAAUGCGGAGGCAGCCAGUGCACUGGGUUAUGCCUACGAUGCGUACACGAUGGGUGGGUUGACGGGCAGUCUGGGCAGGCGUAUGCUGCACCACCCACAGGCAGCCACACAUUAUGAUGAAUUUGUCGGCGUGGAGACACUGGACAUACUGCAGGGUCUGGCGGCAGACAGCAUCAUUGGCAUACGCACCACCAGCCAUGCUGCCACGCCCCAUUAUGUGCCGCUGCAGCAUAAUCCGUAUGUGGAUUUUGUGCCCAGUCCGCUGGUGCUGAGCCUGCCACAGGGACCCCAGCUGCCACCACCACCCACCAUUAGCGGCAAUCUAAGUGGUGCGCUGACUGGUGGUGUCUUAUCGAGUGCCACGUUGCCAACGCCCAAGACGCAGAAGCGUGUGACCAUAAUGGAGCCAACGUCACGCACCACCUUCGAUCCACUGCUGCCUACUAUGGUGGCUGCUGUCGUCUCCACCACAACCACGGCCACCACAACGAUCUCUGGGACGCCGUCGACGCAGAGUGAGGGAGUUGACAGCAGCAGCAAUAAUGCAACCCUGGAUCGCAUCACCCACGAUCUUGACUAUUUGCUCAAUCGGGGUAGUAUCGAUGUGGAUGCAACGGCGGCGUCACCAGCACAACCACCACCACCUGCUGUGGUAAGCAAGAAAUGUGAAGAUUCCCAGCUGAGCAGCAAGCUGUAAGGACCCUGAGUAAACUAGAUAACGGAGUAUACAAUACUUUGGAUUCCUAUUGAUAAGCAGUGACAUUCAGUAAGGGUACUCACUGUCUGAUGCUUGGGCAUUUGAUGGUGCAUAAAAAACAGAAUAGUGUACAUAUUUAUAUCUCCAAAUAAAUAUAUGUAACUCCCAUCUUGUAAAUAAUUACUUGCUAAAAACUAAUAUGUAAUAUUUAACUGAUUUACUAUUGCAAUUU